AUGGCCUCCCGGCAGGACGCCGAGCUCAAGCAGCAGGGCGCCAUCGAGGCCGCACAGGACCCCAACACCAGCGUGUCGCCCGAAGCGGCCGAGCAGAAGGUGCUCGACGAAGGCCGCAAGGCCGGCGGUGCUGGGGCCGCCCUGGCCUUUAACCCCGACGACUCGCCCCAAGAGAAGGCUGCCCAAGCCCGCUCUGACGACGGUUCUACGCCCCAGUAUGCCCUGCCCUCGCCUUCCAAGGCCGGUGCCAUUGAGCCGCCCCCGGUCUCUCCCACGGCUAAGUCGGAUGCCUCGGCGGUGACCGCCCCAGAAGACGAGGAGAAGCGUUGGGACCGCGUUGGCUGGGCCCCUCGCUUCGGCAUGCCUGGCGAUUUCGAGGACGACGAUGCAGAUGGCACAUUGGCAGACCACCAGACGCUCCUUGAGGGUGCGCUGGAUGACAAGUUCUUUGGAGACUGGUACCAGAACGCUGGUGUAAUUGUCUUCUCUUGCUUUGCCUCAUGGAUCAUAGCCGUCCUGGGCGGUGGCCUGGGCUGGCUUUUCAUCGUCAUGGCUUUCUGCGCGACCUACUACCGUACCUCGAUCCGCCGUGUGCGGAGAAACUUCCGAGACGACCUCAACCGCGAGAUGGCCAAGGCCCGCCUGGAAACGGACACUGAGAGCCUUGAGUGGAUCAACAGCUUUCUGGUCAAGUUCUGGCCCAUCUACGCCCCGGUUCUCUGUGCUACAAUUGUCAGCUCAGUCGAUCAGGUUCUCUCGACUUCUUGCCCCACUUUCCUGGAGAGUCUGAGGAUGAAGCUUUUCGUUCUCGGUACCAAGCCGCCGCGCAUGGAGCACGUCAAGACUUACCCCAAGGCCCAGGACGACAUCGUCUUGAUGGACUGGAAGUUCAGCUUCACUCCAAAUGACGUCUCGGAUCUCACGGCUCGACAGAUCAAGAACAAGCAGAACCCCAAGGUCGUGCUCGAGAUCCGCGUCGGAAAGGGCGUGGUCAGCAAAGGUCUCGACGUCAUCGUCGAGGACAUGGCCUUUUCCGGUAUCAUGAGGCUGAAGGUGAAACUUCAGCUUGCUUUCCCGCACAUCGAGAAGGUCGAGUUCUGCUUCCUUGAGAAGCCCCACAUCGACUAUGUCUGUAAGCCUCUUGGUGGUGACACCUUCGGUUUCGAUAUCAACUUCAUCCCUGGUCUGGAGUCGUUCAUCCAGGAUCAGAUUCACGCCAAUAUUGGUCCCAUGAUGUACGCGCCAAAUGUCUUCCCGAUUGAGAUCGCGAAGAUGUUGGCUGGCAACCCUGUCGAUCAAGCUAUUGGUGUGCUGCAGAUCACUUUCCACAGCGCCCACGGCCUGAAGAACCCCGACAAGUUCUCCGGCACUCCUGAUCCCUACGCGACUGUCUCUAUCAACAACCGGGAAGUUCUUGGGCGCACGAAGACUGUGUUUGAAAAUGCUAACCCCACCUGGUCCGAAACUGUCAACGUUAUUGUUACGACCCUGAAGGAUACUCUUACCCUGACGGUCUACGACUACAAUGAAAUUCGCAAGGACAAGGAGCUUGGCGUUGCCUCGUUCGCUCUUGAUCAGCUUGAGGAAAACGAUUUCUUUGAGAAUCAGAGUCUCGAGGUCCUGGCCAAUGGCAGAGCGCGCGGUACCAUUCAGGCUGACAUCCGUUUCUUCCCCGUCCUCGAGGGCUUCAAGAACGAGGAUGGCACGGAAAUGCCUCCCCCGGAAUCGUCUACUGGCAUCGUUAAAUUCACCGUUGAGCAAGCGAAGGAGCUUGACAAUAGCAAGAGCAUGAUCGGUCAACUCAACCCCUACGCAGUGCUUCUCCUGAAUGGCAAGGAAGUCCACAUUUCGAAGAAGCUCAAGCGCACUAACAACCCGGUCUGGCCUGAUGCCACCAAGGAACUGCUCAUCACCGACAGAAAGAAGGCUAAGCUUGGUCUGGUCAUCAAGGACGACCGUGACCUCGCAACCGAUCCCAUUAUUGGCACGUACCAGAUCAAACUUACUGAUAUGCUCGACUUGAUGGAGAAGGGCAAGGAUUGGUUUAACCUGGCUGGUGUCAAGACUGGCCGCGCCAAGAUGACGCUCCAGUGGAAGCCUGUUGCCCUGAAGGGCGCUCUUGGCGGCGGUGGCGGCUACAUCAAGCCUGUCGGUGUCAUGCGUCUUCACUUCCGCGGUGCCCGUGAGCUGCGCAACCUCGAGGCCAUGGGCAAGUCUGAUCCCUAUGUUCGUGUCUUGCUCUCCGGUAUCGAAAAGGGUCGCACUGUUACAUUCAAGAACAACCUCAACCCCGACUGGGACGAGGUCGUCUACGUCCCUGUUCACACAGCUCGCGAGAGGCUUAUCCUUGAAGUCAUGGAUGAGGAAACCGUUGGCAAGGAUCGCUCCCUGGGUCAUAUUGAGCUUCCUGUGGAGGAUUUCCUCAAGCAAAACGAGAAUGGCGAGUAUGAGGUGUUUGAGGAUAAGUCCAUCUUGUCUCAGGGUCUGCGCACGAGCCCCACGUCCCCGCCCAAGGGUACCCUCAACUAUUCGGCCUCGUUCUACCCCGUACUCAACGUCGUCGACCCCGAAGAUGAGGACUCGGACGAGGCACGCAGCAGCAUGGAUACUGGGCGUCCUAGUCUGGACUCGAGACCCGCUCGCACUCCUGGCCACACUCCGAAGAGCAGCACCGGUUCCGCAAAGCUCGCUGAGCGCGAUCUCAACCGCGUCAGCACUAAUGGCUCUGCCGAUCUUGCCAAGAAGCUCGCCGAGGGCGAGAAAGAGCAAGAGGAAGAGAUCGAGAGAAAGCCAGAAGCGCCAAGGAUCACCUUGAAUGCCGAGGAGCUGAGCGAGUACGAGUCUGGUCUGCUUGUCUUCAAGCUUGUCGAGGGCGAAUUUGCACACACGGACUGCUACCUUGAGGUUCUUAUGGACGACCAGAUCUUCGCAAGCUACUCUAGUUCAAAGAUUAGGUCGAAACACACGACUUUCAACGAGAUUGGCGAUGCCAUGAUCCGUGAAUUGGACUUCUCACGCAUCACCCUGCGCCUUGUCGAGCACCUCGACAAGAAGGGCGAAGGCGAGGAGGACGAAAUCAUCGGAAAGCUCCAGGGAUCUACUCUUGAUACUCUCCGACGCUGUCUGUACACUCCGACGGUUCUUUCCUUCCGCGACAAGAAUGGCAAGGAGAACAAGGUCACUGUGUCGCUCAAGUAUCUCCCUGUGAAGAUGAAACUGGAUCCCUCGGAAUCGUUCAACAACAGCGGAAAUCUCCGUGUCGAUGUUCUUGAUGCUGCAGAUCUCCCCGCUGCGGAUCGCAACGGCUACUCCGACCCGUACUGCAAGUUUGUGCUCAACGGAAAGGACGUCUACAAGACCGAUAAGCAGAAGAAGACGUUGCAUCCCGCGUGGAACGAGUUCUUCGAGGUUCCGGUCAGGAGCAGGACCGCUGCAGAGUUCAAGGUGGAUGUGUACGAUUGGGACUUUGGCGACAAGGCUGACUUCCUGGGCGGUGCUGCCAUCGACCUCACCGUACUCGAGCCUUUCAAGCAACAGGAGGUCACUCUUGGUCUCAAUGGCAAGAGCGGCGCCAUCAGACUAAAGAUGCUGUUCAAGCCAGAGUUCGUUAUGCGCUCGAGGCAAGGCUCGUCGACAUUCUCCGGAACAUUCGCUGCUCCUGGAAAGGUCAUCGGCGCUCCCGUCAAGGGCGUUGGCAAAGGCGCAGUAUUCGUUGGAGGCAAUGUCAUCAAGGGCGCAACGUUCGUCGGUGGUGGCGUUGGAAAGGCUCUUGGCUUGAAGGGCCGCCGCAAGAGCCGUUCAGCCAACACGGGUGAUAGCGAUGACGAGUCACCCCCACCACCACCACCUGUACCUGCACCGAACGGCGAGGCUGCUGGGAGCUCAUCCCCUCCGCAGAUCAAUAUUGACUCGGCAGAGCCUCCUACCACUCCGCAUCAGCGCCACAAGUCCAUGGGCGCUGCGUCCAUCGCCUCCGGUUUCGGUCCGUCGCCCGGUGGUGCGGAAACCGGUGUUGCAUCGAUUGCCAUUCUGACCGCCAUGGGCUACCCGCCCUCGGCCAACGUUCGCGUCCACCUGGCCAUGUUGAACAACAGAAACCAGCUGAAGGAGAUCCAUAAGACCAAGGACAUCAAGUCUUCCUCUGGCACAGUCGACUUCGAUCCCCACCGCGAGACGGUCAGGACGCAGUGCACAGCUGAUACGCAGUUCAAGAUCACCGUCAAGGACCACAGCACAUGGGGCUCUGACGACGAGCUCGGCGAGCACGUCUUCUUCCUGGAUGACCAGGGUAGCGGCGGCACCGAGAAGGUGGUCAAGGCAGGAGCUGGCUCGGUCUUGCUCCGCACAAGUUUCAUGUCCAGCGACCAGAUGAGCAACGCGGCUAGCGGUAGCCCGAAGAGCAUCAGGACGAGGGGCUUCACGGACUGCAAAAACGGGACUAGGAGUAAACAGGCCUGCGGAUAUGACGAAGAGCGCACGGCUGCUCUCGAGAGCGGCGGCGCCAAGUGA
Molecule: messenger RNA, 4509 nt
Organism: Diplodia corticola
Lineage: Eukaryota; Fungi; Ascomycota; Dothideomycetes; Botryosphaeriales; Botryosphaeriaceae
Product: membrane bound c2 domain protein
Exons: 7
Coding region: 1-4509 (1502 amino acids)
Molecular function (GO): lipid binding
Source: RefSeq, a predicted model, not a curated record